Messenger RNA from Umbelopsis ramanniana AG, 1023 nucleotides. RefSeq lists its product as uncharacterized. Lineage: Eukaryota; Fungi; Mucoromycota; Umbelopsidomycetes; Umbelopsidales; Umbelopsidaceae. Bases 188 to 676 code for a protein of 162 amino acids. The transcript has 2 exons. The record is from RefSeq and is a predicted model, not a curated record.
CUAGAAAGUGUUUGUACAUAACCGCUCGAUAUCAACACCAUUUCUUUCUAUACAUAUACGCACUCGCGUUCUUUUUUCACAUUAUUAUAUCCGCCACUCGCAUUAAUCCAUUUUUAAAAAACAAACACCUCCCAUCAUUGUAUCAAGUAGUCCAUUCCAUACCAAGGCAAACAGCAUAUAAAAAAUAAUGUCAGCAUCCACUUUAAGCAAUAACGUGGAAGAUCGCCAAUGGAACGAACUUCGAAGUCACGGGAAUCACCGUCCCAUUCGUGAUGAUGGCCAUCCCAAGACUCCCUCCCGGACGGCUUUCAAAUCGACUACGCCUAUCAAGACGUCUAAUCAUGAAAAGACAUACUAUAUCAAUGUGACAGAUGAUUUAUGCCCAAGUACUACCCUACCACCCUACCGCCAAGCCUACAAAAGCACUUCUGAUGCAGAAGAUCCGUUUGCGGGUAUGAAUGCGGUUGUGGAUUAUCAACAGGAGAUUGAGCGACUCAAAGUGGCACUGGCUCGAUCAGAUCCCAAGCUCAAACGACCACCGCCUACCGAAAACGAAGCACCCUCGCCGGCCAGCGAACCAUUUGUCUCUGCCGCCGAACAAGAGCGGUUCAUUGCUUUUAUGCGAAUGUGGACAGGUGGUUCUCAGCGCUGGAACAAUUGCUCCAGAUGCUUUUAAAAUCCGUAGAACCACCCACCUACCCCCCUACUAUAUACAAAUGCUAGCAUUUCAAUACCAUCAUCGACAAAACUACUAUCAUUUCCACCGAUUUGUACUCCUUUCCUUCUCUUAAAACUAAUAUCCAUCCACAUUACAUCUAUACAUAGUUUUUUGUUUGUUCCUUAUUUCAUUUGUCCAGUGCUGGCCGUGCAUCGGAUUUUCUGAGAAAAAGUCAGCCCGGAGGUCCGGAUUUCGGAGUGACGGCAUAGGCAGCCCUGAAGCAUUUUUUAAGUGUUGUGGAGGCAGCUACUCUUUAGCGUAUAACGAUUUUCUCAGAGUUACACCAGAGGCUGUCUAGAUUAAAC